AGUGCUAGUUUACUGAGGUUUGAAUGCUGGUAGGUGAAUGUUCGUGGCUUGAACUUUAUUAACUUUUCCUGUUUAUUAUCGAGCACAGUGAGAUGGACAGCAUUGUUCAGAAAAUCAUGUUCGCGUUCCGUUUAGACCUCAGACCUGUGAAAGAGCCGCUGGGUUUUACACGGCUGAUAGAAUGGGUGUUUGCCAUAUUUGCAUUUGCGUCUGCUGUUGGGUACUCUGGCACCACAAGCUUUACCAUCGUGUGCCAAAGGACUGGCUCUAACCAUGAGAUUAAUGUCUCCUUUGCCUACCCCUUUAGACUCAAUCAACAGACAUAUAAUGUACCAGACUGCAAAGUCAACAGCUCAUCAGAGACGACGCACCACCUGACCGGAGACUAUUCAUCCUCAGUUGAGUUUUUUGUCGCGGUGGCAGUCCUGGCCUUUCUCUACUGUACUGCCAUGCUUGUGGUCUAUCUUGGAUACCAGCACGUGUAUCGUGAAUCAAACCGCGGGCCUCUUGUUGAUCUUAUAGUAACAGGAAUUUUCACAUUCCUGUGGCUGGUGGCAUCCUCUGCUUGGGGAAAAGGUUUGACCGAUGUGAAAUUGGUUACGAGUCCAACUGCACUUAUUUCAGUGAUCCAGAUUUGCAAGGACAACAAUUGUUCAGCUGGUGGCCUUCCUGCCAUGGGCCCACUCAAUUCUUCAGUGAUUUCUGGCUUUCUUAAUCUAAUUUUAUGGGGAGGAAACUGCUGGUUCAUCUUUAAAGAAACGCAGUUUCAUAAAUCAUCAAUUCCUUCAGCCGCUCAGCAGGGAGGAGCAGGGCUGCCCUGAACGCUCAGGUCAUGGACGGAACAGCCACGCCUACAGAAAUGCUUAAAUAAAUAAAUUCCAUUUUUGGUAAAGUAAAAGUAGUGGAAUUCUUUUGAGCUGGUGGGAAAAUGUUACAUUUAAAGGUCUGUGAGAAAUUAUGCGUACAACAUAAACCUACUUUUGACAGCUAUUGUUUUUUUUGUUUUAUUAUUGCUUUUCUUUGUUGUGUUGAAGUUUUUUUUUUAAAUAGGUCCCUGUCCCUUAUUUAAUGUUUGUUAUGAGUGCUCUGCAGUAUUAUAACAUUGCUGCAUUUAUCACCUCAAGCAACAUUACCACUAUUUUAAUGAUACAAUUAUUUUUGCAGCUUGUGAAUUUGUUGUGACAUUGUUAAAUGCAGUACUUGCUUGUUCACCUGUUCUUUGCCUUAUUAAAUAAAAUUGUUUUUAAACAUUAUUUCAUAGUAAAUGCUUGCAUGAAUCAACUUGAAAAUGGCCCACAAACAGUUCAUGCAUUACAUCCAGAUUUUUGUAACCCCACUGUUGUCAUAAAUUAAAGAUU
Molecule: messenger RNA, 1358 nt
Organism: Trichomycterus rosablanca
Lineage: Eukaryota; Metazoa; Chordata; Actinopteri; Siluriformes; Trichomycteridae
Gene: sypl2b
Product: synaptophysin-like 2b
Exons: 6
Coding region: 93-821 (242 amino acids)
Cellular component (GO): synaptic vesicle membrane; synaptic vesicle
Source: RefSeq, a predicted model, not a curated record